Molecule: messenger RNA, 1226 nt
Organism: Pangasianodon hypophthalmus (striped catfish)
Lineage: Eukaryota; Metazoa; Chordata; Actinopteri; Siluriformes; Pangasiidae
Gene: tmem42a
Product: transmembrane protein 42a
Exons: 4
Coding region: 181-651 (156 amino acids)
Source: RefSeq, a predicted model, not a curated record
UUUAGUGCAUAGUGUAAGUAGACGGAUUGAGACGCAGGACAAUCCGGGAACUCUUCCCCUGCUUCCGCAUUCUUCCUCAUUCAGUGGUUAGCUCCAGCAGUGUGUGUUGGCAGAUGUUGACCACUCUGUACAGUAGUAUGAGCUUCUGCAGGUAGUGGAGUGUGAUGUUCAGGUGUAGUGAUGCUGGCUGGCUUGAUGUACGCCUUGUUAGCCGGAUUGUUUGGUGCUCUCGCGUCCUCAUCUGCAAAGUUAUCUCUGGGUGCUAGUUAUCUUAAAGAGCUGUGCGACACUGCUGUCAGAACAUGGGCUGAGGAGGAGGAGGACAGUUUAACCCCUGGUGUCCACACUACAGCUUGUGACUGGGUCCACAUUCCUCUGAGACUGGUGUGUGGCCUCCUGCUGUUCAGCUCCAAUGCUGUGAUGUGGACCUUCUUCUCCAAAGCUCUGCGACAUUCCUCGUCUUCGGCUCGGGCUACUGUAACCACUACUGCGUCUAAUUUCAUCUCCUCUGCAUUCCUUGGACAUGUGAUCUUUGGAGAAAGCCAUGCCCUGUUGUGGUGGGUUGGCAUCUCACUCACCUUGUUGGGGCUCUUCAUCUUGCAUGGAUCAUCUCUCAAGAAGCAACAGUUAGAUGUGAAAAAGGAUGACUGAGCUCUCAGGGAUCUCCUACCUCUUGACUAUUUUGUUUCAUUAAAAUUCUUCAGGAAGCAUUCCAUCACCACGAUGUAAUGAUUUUUCACUACUGUGAGGAUGCGCUAUAGUGACUUGGACCUCACCUGUUUUGCGAGGUCGUACAGGACUGGAUGUGACUGUACAGACUUUGAGCUGCUUACAGCCCAGGUCGGGGAAUGUCCAGCUGCUUGUCUAGACUGUUGUGGUCAGUCUUCAGGAAGUGCUCGUCUGGCAACACAGGGCUCAGUAUAUCAUGUAGUGAGAUACUGAAACAAAUACUUGAAAGGGAGCUUCAGGUUAUGACCAUAAUCCCGGUUCUUUGAUAGCAUGAGGAAGGUAUCUCACCAGACCACCUUUAUUGCGUAAAGCGAGUCAGAAGUAUGCUCAUUUUAAAUGAUGUAAUGACAAUACAUUGUCUGUUAAACACAGAGAAGGAGCGGCUCUCCAUGACAUGUCGUUCAAGCACUGCAAAACUGUUUGAAUAACUGUGUAUAUGUGAUGUAAAAACACAAUGAGCACACUCAUUUGAAGUAAACUCAUCCCUUUUUAUUAAA